This is a messenger RNA of Elaeis guineensis (African oil palm), 1248 nucleotides long. Its product is annotated as protein IN2-1 homolog B. Lineage: Eukaryota; Viridiplantae; Streptophyta; Magnoliopsida; Arecales; Arecaceae. Gene Ontology annotation, molecular function: glutathione transferase activity. The record is from RefSeq and is a predicted model, not a curated record. Gene Ontology annotation, biological process: protein glutathionylation.
CUAUAGUCAGUGAUGACGCCUCCGUUACGCGUCCGUCGGUUGCCGUUUGAAGCUCCACUUCACUCUCUAUAUAAGCGUACCGAGACCAGGGAAACAAACCCACGAGAUCUCGGAGAGAUUCACCAUGGCAGCUUGCGUGAAGGAGGUCCUACCACCGACUCUUGAUUCUACUUCCGAACCGCCUCCCAUCUUUGAUGGGACCACCAAGCUGUAUAUAGCUUAUAUUUGCCCAUAUGCGCAACGCACCUGGAUUGCUCGAAACUAUAAGGGAUUGCAGGAUAAGAUCAAAUUGGUUCCUAUUGAUCUGAUGAAUAGGCCAGCUUGGUACAAAGAAAAGGUUUACCCGACAAAUAAGGUGCCUUCAUUGGAGCAUAAUAAUGAGGUCAAAGGAGAGAGUCUGGAUUUGCUUAAAUAUAUUGAUCGCCACUUUGAAGGCCCUUCGUUGCUUCCAAGUGAUCCUGGGAAGCAGCAAUUUGCAGAGGAGCUGCUGGCUUACAGCGAUGAAUUCAACAAAAUUAUGUACACAGCAUUAGCUUCCAAGGGGGGCGUGGGUGAUGAAGCUGGUGCUGCUUUUGACAAGAUAGAAGGUGCCCUCUCAAAAUUUGAUGAUGGACCAUUUUUCCUCGGCGAAUUUAGUCUCGUGGAUAUUGCAUACAUCCCGUUCAUUGAAAGGUUUCAAACUGCAUUUUUGGAUGUUAAAAACUAUGACAUCACCAAAGGCAGGCCCAAGCUGGCACAAUGGAUUGAGGAGUUCAAUAAAAUAGAUGCCUACUCACAAACCCGGGUUGAUCCUCAGUUGCUACUGUCUAUCUUAAAGACUCGUCUUGGGAUUGCAUGAAGAAUUCUUCUCGUCUUCUGCUGGUAGCAGCAGAAUUUGAGUUGAAUCAAUGGUAAUAUAGCAUGGUUCGUGGGAGCUACUUCAGACAUAUAAAUGAUCUCAAUAAAUAAUGUCGGUGUUGGUAGUUUAGGCAUUGGCAUACUAGUUGGAGUACCUGUUUGCGGCCUUUGCAGCUGAAGCUUGUGUACGCUGUAUCGUGUUUCUUUCAUGUGUUGAAUGGUUCUUGCUGAUGUAAUAAGAGUACUUGAUGCAAUAUCGUCAUCAUGUGGUUGUCCUCUUCAUGGUUUGUUGUUUGUCCUCUUCAUGGUUUGUUGUCUACGAAUGUUCAAUAGGUUGCUUGAUAAGUAAAUAAAUAGAUGAAACAUGUAACCAAUAGUUUUAAUAAAAUUAGACGCAGCUCUAUUCUAUCA